Messenger RNA from Rotaria sordida, 1484 nucleotides. NCBI's taxonomy places the organism in Eukaryota, Metazoa, Rotifera, Eurotatoria, Philodinida, Philodinidae. The record is from the annotation of a GenBank genome assembly.
AUGAUUGUGUCUGAUGCACUAGGACAACAUAUCGUACCAGAAAUUCAAACAUUGCCACAAUUACACUCAAUUUAUGUUUUCUGUGACAAUCAAUCGAUUCAUCAACAAUGGACCAAAACAAUACCUAAAGUAAAAGGUGUAUACACUCAAAUUGAACCAAUUUGUGAAGCAUUAAAAAUCGAUCGAAGAAAUUAUGAUCGAAAUAUGAUCUCGAUCAGUUUUAAUCGUAUUGAUCCGUUAUUUAUGUAUACACAAUUGUUAAAAGAAGCACUUUUAGAAAUCGAAGAUGAUGAUGCAAAAUCUAUUAAGGAACUCGUUGAAUACUGUCGUCUUCACAGUGAUGCUUCUGAAGUAACACUCGAAAAGAUCGAACGAGAAUAUCAUAAUCAUACACCCAUUUGGUGGUACACUGGUCCAUAUUUUAUCUACUCAAUGCUUAAUCAUGGUCUUCGACAAAUGGAUGUCGAUAUUAUACUUAAAAUGGGCUUUUUUAUUCGUCAUCUACAUCAACAUAUUACAGACUUACAUCGUGAACAGCAAAACAGCAAAGCAGCCAUGCCAUCGAAAUUUCAAGUUUUUCGUGGUCAAGGCUUAUCCAUGGAAGCCUUUGAAAAAGUGAAGAAAACGAAAGGUGAACUUAUGUCGUUUAAUAAUUUUUUGUCGACAAGUCGUAAUCGUGAGAUUUCUUUCGAAAACUUUGCACGACUGGCAGCAUUCGAUGCAAAUACAGUUGGCAUUCUCUUCGUUAUGAACAUCGAUACGGCUAUUUGCACAUCAUCAUCAACACCUUUCGUCAACGUCAAAGAUAUUGGCUUCUUCGACGAUAAAGAAGAAGAAAUUCUUUUUUCGACACAUACAAUUUUUCGCAUCGAUCGUAUAGAACAUAUUGAAGAUAAGCAUACAGAUCGUCUCUGGCAAGUCGAUCUCACCCUUGCUGGUAAUCAAGACGAUGAUUUUAGCAAACUUACAGCACAUUUACGCAAAGAGCUAGAUUUUGUGGGAACAGGACGGUCUCGACUGGGUUUUAUUCUUAUUAAGUUGGGUGAGCCUGCAGAAGCAGAACAUCUGUAUCAGCUACUCCUUGAGAAGGCAUCUUCUGACGGAGACAAAGCGCACUAUAAUGGUCAACUUGGCUCGGUGUAUAGAAGCAUAGGAGAAUACUCGAAAGCAAUAACAUUUUACGAAAGAGCAAUCAAUAUCUACAAGAAAAUGGGUCCUUCGAAUCAGGUCAACUUGGCUACUUCCUACAACAACAUCGGUUCGGUGUAUUAUAACAUGGGCGAGUACUCGAAAGCACUUUCAUGGCACGAACGAUCACUUGAAAUCUUCAAAAUAGCUCUUCCUCCUAAUCAUCCCGACUUCGCUCAAUUCUACCUCAACAUCGGUUCAGUGUAUGCUAAGAUGGGCGAGUACUCGAAAGCACUUUCAUCGUACGAACGGUCACUUGAAAUCCAAAAAAUAGCUCUCCCUCCGAAUCAUCCCGA